This is a messenger RNA of Daldinia decipiens, 627 nucleotides long. RefSeq lists its product as uncharacterized. The record is from RefSeq and is a predicted model, not a curated record. Gene Ontology annotation, cellular component: ribonuclease P complex. Gene Ontology annotation, biological process: tRNA 5'-leader removal. Lineage: Eukaryota; Fungi; Ascomycota; Sordariomycetes; Xylariales; Hypoxylaceae. The transcript has 2 exons. Bases 390 to 608 code for a protein of 72 amino acids.
AGCUGGUUUCUAAAUAAAAUCUUAGCAUAUACAUAAUUGGUACCUACCUCCAUAUGAGUCUGUGACUUCCACAGGUAAUACGGUACAUUAAUAACAGGCAUUAUUUCAUGGAUUAUGUCAUACAGUGGAGAUUGUAAAGUAUUCCCGUCGCACCGUACCAUCAAUGGCAUUAAAAGCUUAAAGUCCCCCCACACAACUCCGAUAAGAUAAAGCUUCGCCCAACAACGGAAAUUUUACCUAUUUCGUAGCUUCUCGACCCGAAUCUUCACUUAUCUUUUCCGCACACGCGAUUAUCACGUGUUGAAGCGUAUCCUGACUGCACUUGUGCUCCUAUAACACCAGGCAAUUCUGAGAGCCCCGACUGAAAGUGGAUGGCUCCUUAAGAAACAAUGGUCCGAAUCAAGGAGCGUUACCUCCUAGUGAAUAUCCUCUACCCGAAUGAACUUGGCAGUCGAUCUGAUCUCCCUGAUGUUGUACUUAUCAACCAGCCUACGACCGACCAGCUCAACGCCGCAGGUCUCCUUAGGGGCAUACGUGCCGAGGUCGCCAGUUUGUUUGGCGACUACGGCUCGGGGCUUAUCGAAGGCGGAAACUUAGGAGGUGAUUAAAUACUUCUCUCACGCCACC